Aureobasidium subglaciale EXF-2481 is the source of this 738-nucleotide messenger RNA. RefSeq lists its product as uncharacterized. Gene Ontology annotation, cellular component: cytoplasm. NCBI's taxonomy places the organism in Eukaryota, Fungi, Ascomycota, Dothideomycetes, Dothideales, Saccotheciaceae. Gene Ontology annotation, molecular function: carboxylic ester hydrolase activity; palmitoyl-(protein) hydrolase activity. Gene Ontology annotation, biological process: protein depalmitoylation. The record is from RefSeq and is a predicted model, not a curated record. Bases 1 to 738 code for a protein of 245 amino acids. The transcript is spliced from 3 exons.
AUGGCGAUUAGUAAGAGACUGCCUACGACUUCCGACUUCCCUUCUACCUGGACUCUGACUGUGUCUCCUUCUCCAAGCUCGCAGCAGCCAACGAAUAUCCUCAUUCUGCUACAUGGCCUAGGUGAUGCUCACCUUCCUUUCGCCCAACUUGGCACGCAGAUGAACUUGCCAGAGACGGCAUGCAUCUCAAUCAAAGCUCCUGAACCGCUGCCAUUUGAGGCUUCAUCCUUUCACUGGGGUGAUGAUCUCAUCUUUGACAACAGUGUCGGCACAAUCGACCCCGAUGGCGGCUUCAAGAAGGUAGUCCCAAGACUUGUCAAAGAAGUCAUUGAAGACACUUUGAUCAAGACAUGUGGCUAUCAACCUCGUGAGCUAGUGCUUUUCGGAUUCGGUCAAGGCGGUAUGGUAGCUCUCAGUAUUGCAGUAAGUAUGGAGAAAGAGCUAGGUGGAGUCGUCAGCGUCGGCGGUCCGUUACCCAGCGAGUCCCCUGCUUCUCUAUCACCAAAACGCAAAACGCCCAUCAUUGUCUGCUCUGGAACCGACAGUCCUUGGGUCACGUCAUCUGCUCAAGACAAGCUCAAGGCAGUGUUCGAAUCCGUCCAGUUCAAUCGCUACCGAAGAUCUGGAGACACUAUGCCUAAAAGUCGGGACGAGAUGUUUCCAAUCAUGCAAUUCCUUGCUAGGCGUCUUAAGAGCUCUGCAGGCGUACCAGAAGGCAGUGUCGAGCUGUCGGCCUGA